This is a messenger RNA of Raphanus sativus (radish), 1980 nucleotides long. RefSeq lists its product as uncharacterized. Gene Ontology annotation, biological process: telomere maintenance; DNA repair. The record is from RefSeq and is a predicted model, not a curated record. The transcript is spliced from 5 exons. The coding region runs from base 1 to 1980 and encodes 659 amino acids. Lineage: Eukaryota; Viridiplantae; Streptophyta; Magnoliopsida; Brassicales; Brassicaceae. Gene Ontology annotation, molecular function: DNA helicase activity.
AUGAUGUUUCAUGGUCCUUGUGGUAAGGCUAAUAUGAAUUUUCCAUGUAUGGAGAAUUGUUUGUGCUCUAAGUCGUAUCCUAAACCGUUUUCUGAGAAGACCACGAUUAAUAAAGAAGGAUUUCCGGUUUAUAGAAGGCGCGAACAGUCGGAGAACUUUGUCCUAAAGAAUGGUUACAAAUGUGACAAUCGGUGGGUUAUUCCAUAUAACAAGAGACUGUCUCUACGUUUCCGAGCUCAUAUUAACGUGGAGUGGUGCAACCAAGCUGGAUCUAUCAAGUACUUAUUCAAGUACAUAAAUAAGGGACAAGAUCGUGUCACUAUAGCUGUGGAACCACCAGAUCACAUUGUUGCUAAUGAGUUGGGCAAUGAAGACAUAACGGUGGAGAACAUUGAAAAGAAAAGAAACGAGCUGAAGGACUUUUUUGAUUGCAGAUAUGUGUCUUCUUGUGAAUCACCUUGGCGAAUCUUCAAAUUUCCUAUUCACUAUCGAUCAACUGCUGUGGAGAAGUUGAACAAAAUCGAUGAGUUUGCAAGAACACUAACCUAUGCCGAGAUUCCUAUCUACUAUAUCUUUGACAAGAAGACAAAGAAGUGGAAGAGGCGGAAAAGAGGUUUCUGUUUAGGAAGAAUAAAUUAUGCUCCUCGGAAACAGGAAGCAGCAUAUUUCUUGCGCAUACUGUUGAACAUUGUCAGAGGGCCUACAAGUUAUAAUGACAUUAAGACCUUUGAGGGAGUUCUCUAUCCUGAAUACAAAGAUGCAUGCUUUGCUCGUGGGUUAUUAGAUGAUGAUCAGGAGUACAUUGAUGAUAUUGUAAGGAGAAGCUACGACUGCUCUGCAAGUGAUCUACGACAGAUUUUUGUUAUCAUGCUUAUGAGUAACACUUUCUCUGCCAGAGGAUUGGUGUUGAGCGACGAUGACAAAAAGAAGUAUGCAUUACUAGAGAUUGAGAAGCUGUUGAGACGUAACGGCACAUCUCUACCAAGAUUAACUUCAAAGCCAAAGCUGCCAAAGACAAGCACUCAAGAUUUUAAUGUCUUGGUAGUAGAUGAGCGCAGCUAUGAUCAAGGUACACUAAAAGAGACUCUUGAUAGAGAUAUUCCGAAAAUGACAGAUGAGCAAAAGGAAAUUUAUGAUCAGAUCCUUGCUGCUGUUGAUCAAGGAAAUUGUGGAAUGUUUUUUGUUUAUGGAUUUGGUGGUACUGGAAAAACUUUUAUCUGGAAGUUACUUUCUGCAGCGAUUAGAUUUCGAGGGGAUAUUGUUCUAAACGUCGCAUCAAGUGGCAUUGCUUCGUUGUUACUACCAGGAGGUCGGACUGCUCAUUCAAGAUUUGGUAUCCCAUUAAAUCCAGACGAGUUUUCAUCAUGUACUAUGCAGCCUGGAACUGAUCAAGGUAAUUUAGUCAAAGAAUCAUCACUCAUUAUAUGGGACGAAGCUCCAAUGAUGGGCAGACAUUGUUUUGAAGCUUUGGAUAGGAGUUUAUCUACUAUAAUUGGGAAGCAUGCGAACCAGCCCUUUGGUGGAAAGGUUAUUGUCUUUGGGGGUGACUUCAGGCAUGUUCUUCCGGUUAUAAAUGGAGCUGGUAGGACUGAGAUCGUUUUGGCUUCUCUCAAUAAGUCCUAUCUUUGGGACCACUGCAAAGUUCUGAAGCUCACCAAGAACAUGCGUUUAUUAUCGGAUGGUUUGUCACCAGAAGAGGCUGUGGAUCUUAGGGAUUUUUCUGCUUGGAUAUUAAAAGUUGGGGAUGGUAAACUUGCAGAGCCUAAUGAUGGUGAAGCGGUGAUCGAUAUUCCAUCAGAAUUUCUUAUAACAGACUCCGAAAAUCCUAUAGAAGCAAUCAGUACAGCCAUUUAUGGGGAUACUUCUUCUCUACAUGAAAAGAAAGAGGCCAAGUUUUUUCAAGAGAAAGCUAUCCUAUGUCCGACUAAUGAAGAUGUCAAUAUGAUUAAUGACUACAUGCUGGAUAGGCUUGAUGAGUGA